AUGGCAAGUAUCAAUUCAGCAUCCGAGGUAUCGGACUGUAUGUUUAUAAACAAUGGCUUGUUGUUUUUUAUCUUCAAUAAGAUUGACUGCAUGAAUCAGGAGGAUUUGCUGAGCCUUUGCAUGGACUUUUACAGUGAGGAAGAAGCCUCGCAAGCAGUGCUGCUGGCGUUUGAGAAGUACGGCUGCCCCGAAAAGAAAAAGGAUUAUCGUGGUGCUCAGAAGAAGGAAAAUAACAUACGACAAAUUAUGACGUUAAUGUGUCAGUCACCUACACCUGAAGGUACUGAAUUUUGUAUAACGAAGUGUACCCAAGUGCCUCCAGUAACUAUGGAUCAUGUCGACAUGGCAACGGUGCUGAAACUGUUUAGUGCUCUUCGUUCGGAGGUUCAGAUCCUCUCCAAUUCUAAUAAGCAGCUUAGAGAAAAAGUUUCAAAAAUAGAAGAAAAUGUUAGCAAAAAGGAAAUAACGACUUUAGUGAAGGAGAAUAAUGCUACAAAGCAGAAAAGAAAAACGUCAGACGAAGUGAUAGCAGAACAAGCUGAACUACUUCAUCUUUACAGGAAAAGGUCGGAUACUAAAAACACUGACAAAUUUACAUUUGGCGAAGCUUCUAAAGGAACUGCUAAACUGUAUACUGGAGAGGGCAUGAUUAAUAAAAAGGUUACUCGGGAUGUCACGUUACAGAAUGAUUCAGAUGAGGAUCUGGCCUCCACGACAUCAUCAACAUCUUUGAAUGAAUGGGAGCUCCAGCCAUGGCAGCGGAGAAAAGAGCGAAGGCAGAUGCAGAGGAGAAACGAAAACGGACCAUCUGGAGUUCCACACCCCGGAUUCGCCACCUCAACCAAGUUAUUAAGAAGAAAGCCUGCAGUAAUAGGAACCAAUGAGGGUACCAGUCUACUAGCAGCCGAACCUCUCACCAAUAUUUCUCUUUUUGUGUCUAGGUUAAGUCCUCAUGUAAAUGAAGAUGAAUUGAAAAUCCAUGUCAUAAAUAUACCUGGUAAAAAUUCAGUUCAUUGUCAGAAACUUCAAGCGAAACAUGACAAUUAUGUUUCCUUUAAAAUAUCAAUCGAGAGCAUUGAAAAUGUAAAGUAA
This is a messenger RNA of Macrobrachium nipponense, 1092 nucleotides long. RefSeq lists its product as uncharacterized. The coding region runs from base 1 to 1092 and encodes 363 amino acids. The transcript has a single exon. NCBI's taxonomy places the organism in Eukaryota, Metazoa, Arthropoda, Malacostraca, Decapoda, Palaemonidae. The record is from RefSeq and is a predicted model, not a curated record.